CUUUCUUACGAUUUAGUGAAACAAGAUGGCCGCGAAAACUUUGUAAACGGAAACGUUUAUUUUGAUGACUCGAAGAAAAAUUACAUGCUUUAAAUAUUAUUUUUGAUUAGAGUGUGUGUGUCGAAUUGACACAAAAUAAACUUGAUUUAUUAAGAAAUUAAAUAAAUGUAGAUGACAAUGACUGAAGAAACACAACAGUCUGAGACUGCCGCACAAAAUGAGGCACAAACUAGUUCUCCAGAUGUUGGAAAAGUUAAAGAUAGUAAAAAAGAAAAAUGCCGACCUAUGACAAAGGUAGUAAUACGGAGAUUACCUCCAACUAUGACUCAAGAACAAUUUCUAGAACAGGUUUCUCCAUUGCCAGAAAAUGAUUAUCUUUAUUUUGUGAAAGCUGAUAUGUCUAUGGGACAAUACGCUUUUGCCCGUGCUUAUAUUAACUUUGUUGAACAACAGGAUAUUUUUAUGUUCAGAGAAAAAUUUGAUAAUUAUGUAUUUAUCGACUCCAAAGGUACAGAAUAUCCAGCUGUAGUAGAAUUUGCACCUUUUCAAAGAUUACCAAAAAAAAGAACAGGAAAAAAGAAAGAUUUAAAAUGUGGUACAAUAGAAUCAGAUCCUUAUUAUAUAAGCUUCUUAGAAACUCGUAAAAAUCAAGAAGCUGAAUCUAAUAUAUCACAACCAAAAACAGAAUACUCAUAUCAACCACCUGAUAAUACACCAAAAAAAAUUACAACCACUCCUCUUUUGGAAUAUGUAAAACAACGUAAACAAGAAAAGCAACGUCUCAGAGAUGAAAAACGUGAAGAGAGACGACGAAGAGACCUAGAACGGAGGCGAACAAAGGAAGAUCCUAUCAUAUCUAAGGUAUUGAAAAAUCAAGAUCUUGAUAAAGAAAUGUGUAAAGAUAAUAAAGAAAAUAGGGAAGAAAAGGAUAAAUUUUCACCAAAAGAUAUAAAAAAUCGUAUUAAAAAGGACGAUAAAUUACGUGAUAAGAUAUCACGUGAUCGAGAUUCUAAAUCAAUUACAAAAGGAUACAGGGAAAGAAUUGAAGAUAGAAAUAAAGAUAAAGAUAUAAAACAUCAAAGACGGCACGAGGAUAAGAAGAUAUAUGGAAGACGUGAUGAAAGAGAUGGAAUAAAAGAUGAUAGAAGAUUUGAUGGAAAAGAUGAUAGAAAAUAUGAUUUCAAAGAAGAUAUUAAAGAUUCUAGGGAACGAAAAAUAGAGGAAAAACGAGGUAAAAGUUAUGAAAAAAUGAGACAAGAAAAAAAAAGACUUGCAGAAACCAAAAAACAGAAUGUAGAUUUUAAUGUUGACACAGAAAAUAAUGUAAAAUUAAGAUGCGAGGAUGAAGAAUUUCAGAAAAAAGAAUUUCAAGUUGAUUCAUAUGAAAAUAUUAAAGAAAAUGAAGAAUCUAUGGAUGAUAAAGAAGAUGUUAAAAAUAGUAAAGAAAAAGAGAAACAGGAAAUUAAUGAAAAAAAAGUUUUAAUAGAAGAUUCUGUACAAGAUUAUGAGAUCAAAGAACAGAAAAAAUCAGAUACUAUAUUAUCUACUAUUGAAAAUAACAAAGAUAUUGAAAAAUCAAAAUCUAAUGAAGAUAUUAAUAAAGAAACUAAUGAAGAUAAUGAAUCUGAAGAAAAAAAGGAUUCAAAAGUCACGAAGAGACGCAGUUCACUUGAAAGUGGAGGGGAAGGUGGUACAGGAGAUGGAAAUUGUUUAAGAAGGCAUAAAUCUUUGGAUGGAGGAGAUCAAAAUAAUUUACAGAAGACUGAAAAUGAAGAUAAAGAAAAAGAUAAAAAGGAUCCACGAUUAGAACGUCGAAUUAGAAAUAAGGAUCGUCCUGCUAUGGAGAUUUAUCGUCCUGGAAUGGGAAAGUUUAGUAAACAAAGAUUAGAACGAGAAAAAUCUAAUACUAACGACGAAAGAGCAUCACUUUCACAAAGUCCUACUCCAAAUCUUAAUUCUAAUAAUCUUUGUAAAUCAGGAAAACCUGGAACAGAAGUACGUUCUAUGACGUUUAAACGUAGUAUUAGUCGUGAUUUGGUAUAACAAUAGCUAAAUACAAAUCUCUUCCUAAUAUUAAUGCGAUACAUGUGAAACUUAAUAUAUAAGAUUUUUACACUAGUCUUUCUCAUAACGUACAAUAUUACAUAGUAUAUUUAUUGUACACAAAUGCAUAAUAAAAUAGUGUUUUAUUUACUACUAAUAGCCACAAAUGUAUAAAAUUUUUGGAGUUAUCUACAUAUAGUGAUUUGAUAUAUGUACAUUACUUUAUGUUUAAUUCUUUUGUUGCAAUAUAUAUGUGAUACAUAAUAUUAUCAUUCAUUACUUAAAUGUUAUAUCAAGUGUUCAUUAUUUUCAUUAAAAUAAAUAUUUCUAUGG
This is a messenger RNA of Apis cerana (Asiatic honeybee), 2376 nucleotides long. It is a transcript of the gene Upf3, whose product is annotated as UPF3 regulator of nonsense mediated mRNA decay. Gene Ontology annotation, molecular function: mRNA binding. Lineage: Eukaryota; Metazoa; Arthropoda; Insecta; Hymenoptera; Apidae. Gene Ontology annotation, biological process: nuclear-transcribed mRNA catabolic process, nonsense-mediated decay; positive regulation of translation. Gene Ontology annotation, cellular component: nucleolus; cytoplasm. The record is from RefSeq and is a predicted model, not a curated record.